AUGACUACGACUAAUGAAAGUAGUUCGUCCCAAAUGGAACGCUUGACAACGUGUCCCGUUUGUUUGGAUAAAUUUCGUUCACCGAAAGUCUUACCGUGUAUGCAUACAUUUUGUUUAACGCCAUGUUUGACAAAUCUUGUCGAUCCACGAUCACGUGUAUUGCGUUGUCCAGAAUGCCGACGAGAGCAUCUUGUUCCACCAGGUGGAGUACAAGGGUUCCCUGCUAACUUAACGAUGAUCGGAUUUUUGGAUUUACAGCCAAACACUACUAGUCAACCAGAUCGUUGCUCGGUUUGUAGGGAACAGAAACAAAAUCUUGCAAAAUGCCACGAUUGUUCCAAGCCAAUCUGUUCUGAAUGUCGCGAAUCGCAUUUACGUGAAACAUCAUAUAAUGUUAGUUCACUGGUUAGUCAACUUCGCCGGAGCUUACCAAAAUUAAGUGAUAAAAUAGCUUCGUACGAGCAGCGUGUUAACAGUGUGCAAACUACUCAUGAGCAGAUUCAGCGCGAGAUUACAGCAGCGAUUGCCAUGUUAAUCGAAGACUUGAAACAUCGAGAAACAGCAUUAUUCACAGAGGCAGAAGUUUAUAUGCAAUCACAGUUAAGAAUGUUUCGUCUACAGCAAGAAACAGCAGAGGUAGAGUUGGCAAGUGUUGCAAGUUUCUGUGAAUCACUAGAAACGUCUCUAGCAAGUGGGCAAACUUUGAACGAUGUAGAUCUAGCGAAUAUGCGGUCACAAUGUAAUCGAUAUUCAGAGCAAAUUCAUACAUUGGAAACUCAAAUGCCUACUGAUGUUCAAAAGUUACGAUUUACAUCUGAAAACCAAACUGCAAUAUCAUCAACUAUUCAUGAAUUUGGUCGUUUGAUCGAUAUCACUGCUCAGACAUCAACUAAUCAUCCACGACAUACAUCUACAGGACAUCCUAACUCAGCACCGAAUUAUGCUACAACUAUAUCUAAUCCAGUGUACAUGCAAGAUCAAUCCCCACCUGAUACAUAUCGACAUUUAGAAAAUAUAUAUUAUUCUCGCGGACCACCACCGAUGCUCGUUCGAGCACAUCCACCCUCUCAAGCAUUUACUUAUCGUCCCGCACACAAUCACUUCUCCGGUAGUUUUGACAAUCCAUUUGUUGAUCUGAAUUUUACAGUUCCAGUACGUCCACACCCUCAUCCAACAUCUUCGUCGUACAUAGGAUCGUGGCAUCCACAAGCGAAUCGUCGGGCGCUAUCUAUAUUUGGAACUAAUCCAUUUACCUCAAAUAAUUCUCGACCAUCAGCACCACCUACGUCUGAAUCAACACCACGGCGCACUGGCCGGUCAAUUGAAGGUGACGAUCGACCUAUUCUUGGCGGAGGAAGGGAUAGAGCUCAAAUGCCAGCGCCCGUUCAGGAACAAGAACCAACGCCGCCAGUCAAUCGGCAACGCCGUGGUACAUUUGUACUCGACGAAGCGAGUUUACCUAAUUUACCUCAAUCCGGUGCUCAAAGACCUCGUGAUCCUAUAAACGUUCAAGAUUUGUAUAAUGUUAGACCACGCGAUCGUGCUCAAACACCUGUUGCUUUCACUAUAAAUAUGAAUGAAGUGCCGCAACCACCUGAAGAUAAUACUUCAUAG
This is a messenger RNA of Adineta ricciae, 1614 nucleotides long. The record is from the annotation of a GenBank genome assembly. Lineage: Eukaryota; Metazoa; Rotifera; Eurotatoria; Adinetida; Adinetidae.